Molecule: messenger RNA, 6353 nt
Organism: Varanus komodoensis (Komodo dragon)
Lineage: Eukaryota; Metazoa; Chordata; Lepidosauria; Squamata; Varanidae
Exons: 12
Coding region: 951-5873 (1640 amino acids)
Biological process (GO): regulation of DNA-templated transcription
Source: RefSeq, a predicted model, not a curated record
CCAACUCUGUUGCGGUCGCACCCAUAUUCCAGAAGGAAUGUGGAGAGAUGGGAGUUCAUGGCUGAGGUGAAAUUUGGCUCUGAAAUACUCAGUUCGUGCUCUUAACAGUUGCCACCCCCCACAGUCAUAUCCAGCUGUUGUUCCAAGCAUCUGGAAGUCAGCAGACCCUGUUCCUUCCUGGAAUAUGGCAUAGGUUACGGGUUUUUCUGUCCAGCUGGGCUGAGAGAGGCAGCAUUUGGACAAUACUAGCCAGGUUUAACAAGAUGAGAAAUGAAUGAGUUUUGGUUUGCAGCAUCUUUGGGGCUUCCUUAGGAAUGCAGUCAAUCAAUCCAGAAAACUUGGAUUAACUGUAUAUUGCGUGUUUGGACUAGGAAACACUAGUUAUUAGCUUUGGAGCAAACCAGGAUUUAGGCCAGCUUGAAACCAUGAUUUGCUAUCCUGGCUUGUUUUGAAGCUGGUGAUCAUAGUUGCACUGUUCACACAGAAAACCAUGUUCAGUUAGAGGCUUCCUGCUUAAUUGUGACUCAGGCAAACAGAGAAGCGAUGUGAAGGCGUGCAUGGGAGAGAGGGUUCUUUGCAUCUCGGCUCCUUGACCUGAGAAAGGCCCAUCCAGAUCACUGCACAGCUGGCUGGACUUCCCCUUUCCAAGGCCAUGUCUUUAACUUGCCAUGAUUCAGUGCAGAAGUAGCUGUUGCUUCCCCUUGGGGAAAGCAGGUUGCAAAGCGAAAAACCCCAGCAGUGGCAUACCUCCACUUAGCUACAUGAGCAGCAGAAAAAGGAACAGGAAUGGCUACUUCAGAAAUGUCAUCUUGAACAGCACUGAGACCAACAACAGUAGCAUAACUUGUAUGGCCCUUGCGGGUUCCAGGUGUUAAACCAAGUUGCAAAACCAGCUCCAGACCCUGUGGACAUGAACUGUUUGGCACGCCACGAGGGGGCAGCGAGUUCGCAUGCUCAUUGUCUGUCUUUCCCAGCAGGCACCCGAACGGGAUACAGAAUCUGACCGAGGGCUUCCUUCCCGGCUCCCCACUGACCCCGACCAAACCUUUGAAAGAGAGAUGGAGGCAGCCGAAAUUUCCCUCACCUUAGUCGCGUCGUUUCAAGCUAUGGAGAAGAAGGUGGACUCUCACACCACGCGGCUACUGGAUUUAGAGGGGAGGACGGGGACCGCCGAGAAGAAGAUCAUAGACUGUGAAAAAACCACUGUGGAAAUCGGGAACCAGCUGGAGAGCAAGUGGGCCGCCCUGGGCACCCUGGUCCAGGAGUACGGGCUGCUGCAGCGGCGGCUGGAGAACAUGGAGAACCUGCUGAAGAACCGCAACUUCUGGAUCCUCCGGCUGCCCCCGGGCUCCCGGGGGGAAAUCCCCAAGGUGCCAGUGACGUUCGACGACGUGUCGGUCUGUUUCAACGAGAAGGAGUGGGAGAAGCUGGAGGAGUGGCAGAAGGAGCUGUACAAAAACUUGAUGAAGGGGAACCAGGAGUCCUUGAUCUCUCUGGACUAUGCAAUUUCCAAGCCCGGCGUUUUAGCCCAGACGGAGCCAGGCGCCGACUCGUGUCUUGGAGAGGAGCGAGACGCAGAAGAGCCGGGCAGGCCGCCGGAUCCCACAGCAGCAGGCAUCCGGGUGGUGAUCAAGACGGAGGAGCCCCACUCCGACGACUGUCCGGAAGACCUGGAGCAGCACCAGAUGUCCGGGAGCUCCGAGGGGGACUUCCAGGGCCUGGACCAAGAGGCCACCUGCGGAAGCCCGUACAGCGCCGCCACUCCUCUGGGAAACUUUGCAGGGAACAGCCUCGACGAGGCGAACGAGUACACCGUGGGCUUCGGGGAGAUCGAGCGCGUCACCGUCCAGCACGGCAGCUGCACGGAUGACGGAAUUGUGAUCAAAAUGGAAGAGGAGGAGGAGGAAGAGGAGGAGGAGGAGGAAGAGGAGGAGGAGGAGGAAGAGGAGGAGGAGGAGGAAGAGGACCCCGUCAGCCUCGAGCCCCGCGGACUCUUCUCUUCCAGAGCGGAGCCCCCGUGCUCGAUCAACUGCAACGUGGAUGUGAGGCGGGAAGAUAAGCGGGUCGUGAAGCCCCCCCGAGCCACGGUGGGCAUCUGCGCCCCUCUCUGCGAGAGGGACAACGGCGUGGAGCCGCGGCCGGCCACCCUGCAGCAGCGGAACCGGGCGCGCGAGCGGCCGUACAUCUGCCCCGAGUGCGGGAAGAGCUUCAUGCUGCGCAUCAACUACAUCAUCCACCAGAGGAACCACCUCAAGGAGGGGCCCUACGAGUGCCACGCCUGCGACCUCAGCUUCCGCAUCAAGCAGCAGUUCCUGCUGCACCAGCGCCUGCACACCACGCGGCGGGGGGUGGCCCCCCCGCCCCGCCGGGGGCAGGCCUACCCGGACAAACGCAGCCUCAAGCCGCAGCCCCGGCCGCCGCCGGCCCCGGCGCCGCCCGGGAAGCCCUACAAGUGCAGCGAGUGCGAGAGCAGCUUCAGCCACAAGUCCAGCCUGAGCAAGCACCAGAUCACGCACGUGGGGGAGCGGCCGUACUCCUGCGGCGAGUGCCGCAAGAGCUUCCGGCUGCAGAUCUCGCUGGCCAUGCACCAGCGGGCGCACGCCGGCAAGAGCGAGCUCUCCUUCAUCUGCCCGCAGUGCGGCAAGGCCUUCAGCCGCCCCUCGCACCUCCUGCGGCACCAGCGGACUCACACCGGCGAGCGGCCGUACAAGUGCAGCCAGUGCGACAAGACCUUCAGCGAGAAGUCCAAGCUGACCAACCACUACCGCGUCCACACCCGGGAGCGGCCGCACGCCUGCGGCGAGUGCGGCAAGGGCUUCAUCCGCAAGCACCACCUGCUGGAGCACCAGCGCAUCCACACCGGGGAGCGGCCCUACCACUGCGCCGAGUGCGGGAAGAACUUCACCCAGAAGCACCACCUGCUGGAGCACCAGCGGGCGCACACGGGCGAGCGGCCCUACCCCUGCACGGAGUGCGCCAAGUGCUUCCGCUACAAGCAGUCGCUCAAGUACCACUUGCGGACACACGUGGGCGAGUGGCCAAGCCUUGGGCCCAGGGUGCGGCCGACACAGCAGCUCCUUAGCCCCCGCUGGAAAUGCCACGAGCACCCGCGUCGGAGUUCGUGGCACCAGGGCAAGUCACGCCAUGGAUCGCCCUCCGUGUUUGCUGUGCCACAUGGGCUGCGGAGCGGUGGAGCUGGACGCAGUGGUUGGAUCCCGCUGUCGGCGCCCUGCGAAGCCCUGUCCCUCGGGCCUCGCUCAGCCGAGACCGUCUUGGCUCCACGCCUCCCCCCGCUACAGAGCACGGUGGUGGCGGGUGGGUGCGUGCCCUCUCCCUGCCCCAUCUGCCACUCUUCGGAAUGGCGGCCUGGCAGCCCGUUCGUAGAUGGGGGGGGCUCUUCCUCAGCAGCUUCCCCGCGAUGCCGUGCCUCGCCGGCUCUGUGGGAGAGCAGGCAGGACUUGCUUUACCCAGACUGCGCGGGAGAGACGGUGCUGGCAUUCCAGGCCCCCGUGGGUCCGCCAGGCUUCCGACUGGGAUACCUGCGGCUCGGUUCUGCCUCCCCUCGCAGGGCUGGUGGCCCCGUGACGGGCGCGAAAAGCUCGCGCCUCGACCAGGAAGGCCCAGGGCUCAGCGUUCGUUCGGGCGUCCACCUUGUGGGUUCACCAGCAGCGGUCCGACGUGGUUCCCCAUGCAGGAGGUCGGCGAUGAUGAGCAGAGGGUGUGGAACGGCCAGACUGACGGGAUGGGGCCUCUGCCCUGCAGCCACUUGCCCUGGGGCCUGGAGGGGCGUCUGCCAAGGGCUCGCUGCGGACCUGCCGGCCUGGGGCGCCUUUGGUGGCCCCUCGCCAGGCCCGGUGUGCCCUGCGCUGCUCCCGUCCGGCCUGGCCGAACCCAGCGCCCUUCCGCCUCUCAAGGUCUGCUGCCGCCAGCACCGGGCCAGGAGGUUUGGCGGGCUGCAGCGGGGCGGCCACCGGCCGGGAGGGCAGUCGUCCCGCGGGCAGCCAGGCGCUUCGGCACCCGGGGCAGAGGCCGCCGGCGCCCCUCUCCCGCUGGAAAGCAAGCCGGCCCCAGCAGCAAACCAGAGGGCCGACCCUGCCGGCCUCGGUCAGUGUUGCGACAUGGAGCCCCGGCAGCCAGUGCCUUUGCUGCCCGAGCAGAGUUUUGUGCGGGAUGCCAAGCAGAACAUGGCUGAGCUCUCUCUCUGGACCGUGGUGGCAGCGAUCCAAGCCGUGGAGAGAAAGGUGGACUCUCAUGCCACACGGCUGCUUAACCUGGAGCGGAGGAUGAUGACCAAUGAGAAGAAAUACGUGGACUGUGAGAAUGCGGUGGUGGACUUUGGCAAUCAAAUGGAGUGCAAGCUGACUGCGCUGGGCACCCUCAUCCAGGAGUACGGGCUGCUGCAGCGGCGGCUGGAGAACAUGGAGAACCUGCUGAAGAAUCAGAACUUCUGGAUCCUCCGGCUGCCCCCGGGCUCUAAGGGGGAGACUCCCAAGGUGCCCGUGGCUUUUGAGGACAACUCCGUCUACUUCUCCGAGCAGGAGUGGGGGAACCUGGAGGAGUGGCAGAAGGAGCUGUACAAGAACGUGAUGAAGAGCAACUACGAGUCGCUGGUCUCCCUGGACUAUGCAAUUGCUAAACCAGACCUUCUGUCCCGGAUUGAGCAAGGAGAACAUCCCUGUGAAGAGGAGGAGGAGGAAGUUUCCAAGGACCGAGAGAUUUGUUCGGAACCAAGCCCUGAAGUGCUGGUUUUCAGGCCAGGCCUGGCCUCCCAGAUGGAAAGAGGAGAAACCGUGCAGGCUGUGGGGAACCAGGAGGAAGCCGAUGGGCGGGCUGCCCCGAGCGAUCCCAGUUUCGACUAUGGAGUCGCCGAGUCCUCCUUUGGCUCCCAGGCGAAGCGGGACCAGGAGGUGAACCUGGAGGACCCGGAGGGCUCGGCGGAAGGGCAGCUGCGCAUCAAGCCCAGUGCGGCAGGUGAUGGGCUCGCCUUCAAAGCGGAGGUCCUGCAGGCCCAGAGGGCCCUGUGCGAAAGCCUGGGACUGCAGUGCACGGACGAAGCCGCCCUCCACGGGCCCCACGCAGGGGCCGCCCUCGGGAGCCGGUACGGCGCCCUGGUGCCGCAGCGGAGGCACGCGGAGAGCCCGGCGGGAGAGGCCGUGGCGGGAGAGGGUGGCUUGGGCGGCGGCGGCCCCGCGGCAGCCUGCCAGCGCGACCGCCCGGACGAGAAACUGCUCGUGUGCCCCGAGUGCGGGAAGGGCUUCCGGCUGCAGAAGAGCCUCGUGCUGCACCAGCAGGGCCACGCCGCGGCGGGCGGCUUCCGGCCCCAGUGCGAGAAGAGCUUCACCUACAAGCAGCAGUUCACGCUGCACCAGCGCAUCCGCACGGGCGGCGGGGCCUACACGUCCGUGGCCUGCGAGGAGACCUUCAAGCAGAGCCACAACCUCAAGUCGCUCCCGCGCGUGCCGACGGGGGACAAGCCGUACGGCGGCACCAAGUGCGUGAAGACCUUCAACCUCAAGUCCUCCUACCGGCAGCACCCGAAGGGCCACGGCCGGGAGCGGCCCUACGAGUGCAGCCGCUGCCCCGAGAGCUUCUCGCACAAGAAGGGCCUGGUCACCCACCAGCGGCUGCACUCGGGCCGGGGCGGCAGCUCGCUGGCCUGCCUGUACUGCGGCAAGAGCUUCAGCCACCCCUCGGACCUGGUCCGGCACCAGCGCAUCCACACGGGCGAGCGGCCCUACCAGUGCGGGGAGUGCGGGAAGAGCUUCACCCAGAAGCAGCACCUCCUGCAGCACCAGAAGAUCCACCUGCGCGAGCAGAACCGCCUGAUGGGCACGGCGGUGCGGGAGGCCCUGCUGGACGCCAUAUUCAUCUAGCCCCCGCCUGCCGGCUCCCCCCGGGGGGCGGGCGUGGGGCGGGGAAGAUAGACGGUUACCUCAGAAAUGGACCCUCAAGGCAUUGGGGAGCCCCCCCCCCGGCCACGAAGUGGGGGCCCCGUAGACUCUGGUACUUAAUAGCAAUUUGAUUUUUUUUUUUUAAAGGGUGUCUAGCGAUUGUUCGGAGUUGCUAAAACAAUGGAGUGGUAGUAACAAAACACUUCUGGAAUUGUUCUUUUUCUGUCUUGUUUGGAGUGUACGAUGCUGUAGCUGUCCCUUCCCAGUGUAGCCCCGUUACCAGAAUAUUUUCACUUCAGAUGCUCAAGACAGAUGACUGUUGGUCCAGAGAUGGUGCACCCUUUCACCUUUCUGUAAACACAGAUUUGUCAGAACGGAACACUUUUAUAUAUAUUUUCUGGAGAAAAGAUUUUUUUUUUGUUUUGUGGAAACUAAAAAAUAAACUAGAGAUGUGAAAAAAUA